AUUUAAGCUUCGGCAGGCUUUUGCUUCGGGGAGAUACAUGGCGAAGCCAUUGUUGACUCUUGAUAGUGGCACUACCUGCUCUUCCUGGAAUUACUGUGGUGAGAGACUUGCUGCUGGUUCCGCCGAUGGAACGCUUUCCAUCUUCGAUUUUCGCGACCCAGCCUGCUCUUCCUCCCUCCGAUCCACUUUCAAAUCUAAGAUUCAUGAAGGAAACAUAGUGAAGGUUGUUUGGCUUCCUCCAGAAUAUGGCGAUGCAAUUGCAUGUAUUUUUGCCGGUGGAAUUAUGUCUUUGUGGGAGGAAGUUGCAGAAGACUCUCAACCUUUUCAAUGGAAGAUGUGCAAAAGCUUUGGAAGCAGUUCGAGCAAAGUCCUUGAUAUUCAGUUUGGAAUCUCUUUGACUAUUUUGAAAAUGGUGGCUGCCUAUUCAGAUGGUUAUGUGAGAGUGUAUGAGCUCCUGGAUCCAUUGGAGUUGAAAAGUUGGCAGCUUCAGGCUGAAUUUCAGAAUGUUAUUGACUCCGUGUCGGCAUUUGGGAAGGCUACAUGCUUAUCUGCAUCCAUAUCGUGGAAUCCACAGAAAGGUGGAAGUCAGGAAUCCAGCUUUAUUAUAGGUUACAAUUCAAAUACAUCAGAGCUUAAUUCUUCCAAGGUAUGGGAAUUUGAUCAGGCUCAUCAAAGAUGGCUUCCAGUGGCAGAACUGGCGCUGCCUGAAGACAAGGGUGAUCAGGUUUAUGCUGUUGCAUGGGCUCCAAACAUUGGCAGGCCGUAUGAGACAAUUGCGGUUGCAACUCACAGGGGACUUGCAAUAUGGCAGCUUGGAUUGAAUCCUGAUCAUGAUGGGAUACUCCCAGUUGACAGAAUUGUACUCUUGUCAGGACAUGAGGGCCAGGUGUGGCAGGUGGAAUGGGAUAUGAGUGGAAUGACUUUGGCUACUACAGGCCAUGAUGGAAUGGUUCGGUUGUGGCAGUCUAACCUCAAUGGUGUUUGGCAUCAGCAGGCUGCUUUUCAGCCCACCUCUUAGUCUUUUUACUUCUCUUGACCAUUUCCAUGCGGUAAACAAGUCUCUUCAGAUUCUCUGGGCUCUUGGGAGAUGCUCAAAAGAGCUAAGCAUCAUUAAUUAUCAUUGCUUGCGCCUUAAAAGCACAUUCCAUUUGGGUUAAGUUCUUGAGGAAAGUGACUAAAUCUCCUCCCCUCAUAAGAAGAAAAAGGUGUAGUAUGUGCACUAGCUUCUUUGACGUGGAAGCUAUGUUGUCUUGAUAUCUCCGAAGCCGAAAUGUCCCACUGUUUGUAUAAUUAUAUUUAAUGAGAUGCUAACCUUUUGGAAGUGAGUCUUGAAAAGUUGUGCCUUUGUUGGUAUUUUUUGAUC
Messenger RNA from Neltuma alba, 1363 nucleotides. RefSeq names its product protein SEH1-like. The record is from RefSeq and is a predicted model, not a curated record. The transcript has 8 exons. Gene Ontology annotation, molecular function: protein binding; structural molecule activity. The coding region runs from base 38 to 1018 and encodes 326 amino acids. Gene Ontology annotation, biological process: cellular response to amino acid starvation; positive regulation of TORC1 signaling. Gene Ontology annotation, cellular component: Seh1-associated complex; nuclear pore outer ring. NCBI's taxonomy places the organism in Eukaryota, Viridiplantae, Streptophyta, Magnoliopsida, Fabales, Fabaceae.